This is a messenger RNA of Prorocentrum cordatum, 2160 nucleotides long. The record is from the annotation of a GenBank genome assembly. Lineage: Eukaryota; Dinophyceae; Prorocentrales; Prorocentraceae.
AUGCCAGCAAGCUUCAGAGAUUUCUUGAAAUCGGUUGACGCGGAUGGAACGCCCGAGGCAGUCAUCGUUGAAGCGGAAGCGGCGUUGAAACAUGUACUCCGCAUUGAGAAGCAAUCUUCGCUCGAUGGCGUGACUGGCGAGGACAUUGAUGCGACGUACAAGGGUGAGUCGAUCGACGUGGCAGUCAAGCGUGAUUAUUGGAAGGAUUGCAGCAAGUUGUUAACGGUGCUCUGUGAGAAUGUAGUGCCAUGGGCGGAGCAGCAACUUGGUGCGGUCGAGCUUCCUGCUGCGUGCAGGGCAAUCCUGGGCUGCUCACUGAGCGGCGGCUUUUCGCUCCGAACUCUGUUCAUGCGCCCUGGCCUUUUCGGGAAGAUCAUAUUGGGAUCGCCCUCGUUGCACUUGAUGCCCGACAUGUUUGAGCUUGCUGAAUGCCGUGCGGCAGAUUACCUGACCAAGGAGGUCCGGACGGUCACGUCUGUCCUCUUCAUAUCCACGCAGCACGAGACGCAGGUGUCUUACAGGCGCCUCUUCGAGGCGUCUUACAGGAGCCUCACCUCGUCUGUGAGGCGUGUUACAGGUGCCGCUGCGAGGCGGGCGGCUGGGAAGCAUCGUGUGGCGCUACGGAACGCGAACAUGGACAAUGCGCCUGCGCCGGCGAAGCCGCGCGUGCCGGAGGGCACGCCCGCAAAGCACCCGAUGUCGAUCCGCAAGCGGCCCCGCAGGAACCGCCGCAGCCCCGUGUUGCGCGAGAUGGUGCAGGAAACGACGCUGACGGCCGCCAACUUUAUCCUCCCCCUCUUUGUGCACGAGGGCAGCGAGAGCAUCCCGAUCUCGUCCAUGCCCGGCGUCUCGCGCCUCGGCGUGGACACAGGCCUGCUGGACGCCGUGGGUGAGGCCGUGAAGGUGGGCGUGAAGUCGGUCGUGCUCUUCCCAAAAACGCCGGACGAGCUCAAGACAGCCACUGGCGAAGAGGCGUUCAACCCGAACGGCCUGGCCCAGAGGGCCAUCCGCAACGUCAAGCGGGCUUUUCCCGAAGUGGUCGUUUACACCGACGUCGCGCUGGACCCCUACAACACACUAGGCCACGACGGCAUCGUCCGUUCCGACGGCGUCAUCCUGAACGAUGAGACGAUCAAUUAUUUGUGCAAGCAGGCUGUGUCGCAGGCGGAGGCCGGGGCAGAUUUCGUCAGCCCGAGCGACAUGAUGGACGGCCGCGUGGGCGCCCUGCGCGACGCGCUGGACGCGGCCGGCUUCACGGACGUCGGCAUCAUGUCGUACAGCGCCAAGUACAAUUCUGCCUUCUACGGCCCCUUCCGAGAGGCGCUCGACUCGGCGCCCGCCGGACUCGAGGGCUGGACCGUUCCCAGCGACAAGGCCACCUACCAGCAGAGCCCAGCCAACUACCGGGAGGCCCUCCUGGAGGCCGCGCUGGACGAGGAGGAGGGCGCGGACAUCAUGAUGGUGAAGCCGGGCCUGCCCUACCUGGAUGUUAUCAAGGGCCUCUCCGACCAGAGCAACCUGCCCAUUGCGGCCUACCACGUCUCUGGCGAGUACGCGAUGCUGAAGGCGGCCGCUCUGAACGGCUGGGUGGACGAGAAGAGGGCCGUGCUGGAGGCCUUGAUGUGCAUCAGGCGGGCGGGCGCCUCGGUGAUCCUGACCUACUACGCCGUGCAGGCCGCCAAGUGGCUGCAGCUGAACCGGGAGUUCGAUUCUGCAGCAGCCAUGGCGGCAAUCGGCGCCAGGCUCUGGGCCAUGGUGGCCGCCAGGACAGAUGCAGGUGUCUUCCUCAAGAUCAACUCCGGGCGAGUCGGGCUCGCGUCCACGCCCGCCGCUAUCGCGCGCUUCGCGGAGCUCGAGCUGGGGGACAUGGUGCUGUGCUGCGUCAGCGGGUUAAGCCUGGACGGCUCCUACAUCUACCUGGACAGGUACGACCACGACUGGGACUACUUCGACCACCAGCUGCGCCCGAGCGGCGCGCCCGAGGUCGGGGUGUACGGCCGCGAGCACAGGCACCGCACCACGCUGCUGGGCGCCGCGGGGCCGGACCCUCUGCUCGUGCGCGGGCUCCCCGCUGCGCAGGCGCUCGAGGGCGGCGACGGGCUCGAUGAGUGGGACGCCGAGCCGGAGGACAUGGGGCUGCCCGACGCCGUCGAGGACUGA